ACAAAAAUGAACAUAUUAGCCAACAUUGGCUAUACACAACACUUUAUGCUCCUUUUAAGCUCAUCAUCUUUUCUCACACAUUUAUUAUUAUUCUCCUUCUUCCUUCUUCCUUCCUCCAUACCAUAUCAUAUCAUCUUCUCUCUUUUUUUUUUUCUCUCUCCUUUACCCAAAUUCCACCAAUUCAUCACCAACCAAACACUCCCUUAUUCUCUCUCCUCCUCCUUCAAACCCCCAAAAUAUGAAUGAAACAACUUACAAAGAACAUGGUUUAUUAUCUUGUUAUUUCCACCCUAAAGAAAUUAUCUUAGGAGUUUGUCAUCUUUGUCUUAAUGAAAGACUCCUCAUUUUAGCAGCCAAACAAGGUGCUAAAUCUAAUAAGUCCUCCAAAUAUGAUUAUGAUUAUUUUAAGAGUAGUAAUAACUCUUUUAAUAAUAAAAAUUAUGAUAAUAAUUCUUAUUAUCAUAAUAAUAAGGCUAAAUCUUAUGUUAGCCUUCCUAAAAUAUUUGCCAUUGCUUCCUUUUUUAACACUAAAGAUAGUUUCCGCCACCGCUGCCGCCGUAGCCGCCACCGUGAGUCUCACCGGCAGGAUGUGUUUGAUGAUGUUGAUGCUACUUCCACAAGUUUAGAAGAGGAUGAUUCAUUUAUAUCAAUCAAGUUUGGGGACAAUGGAGUAGCGUCAUGGGACAAGACUAGCAGUAGUGUGACAAAGGUGUCACUAGAGCAACAUUGCAGCUUGUCUUGGGGUGGUCAAACCAAAGUCAAAGAUGCUACCAUCAAGGGUACUGAUUGUAAUAAUAGCAACAAAAGUGUGGUGGAGCAUGCCAAGCCUAGAGGGGCGGUGUCGAUGAGGUGGCGGAAGCGGAUCGGGCAGUUAUUGCAAGUAAUAAGAUGGAAGAAAUCUAGCAAUGCCACCAAUGUUGGAGGAGGGAAUAAUGUUAAUAAGGUGGUGGAAGGUGUGAAGGUAGUGAGGAAUAAUAAAGGUUGGAUUAGGACAUUAAAGAGCAAGACCAAGGAAUGAAAUAAUUAUAUAUAAAUAGAUAUAUAUAGUUUUUGGAAUUAAUUUUUCUUAUCUUUUGGUGUGAUUUUUGGGAUUAAUGUGAUAUUGUGAUUAUAAAAGAUCAAUAAUGAAAUUGAAAGGAUAUGGCAUAGUUUUAUACUAUGAUUUUUGAUGUA
Molecule: messenger RNA, 1173 nt
Organism: Chenopodium quinoa (quinoa)
Lineage: Eukaryota; Viridiplantae; Streptophyta; Magnoliopsida; Caryophyllales; Amaranthaceae
Exons: 2
Coding region: 239-1018 (259 amino acids)
Source: RefSeq, a predicted model, not a curated record